GAGGACAGGAGGCGGGCAGGCAGAGCAGCUGCAGCCAAUCCAGGGCAAGGCCCAGGGACAGGAAGGGCUAACCUGCCGCUUGCCCUGCCUCCUUCCUAGCUUACCUGGGGCCGGUAAACAGGUAAUCUGGCUGAAUUUUCCUCGGGCUUUUGGCUCCCUCCUUCUCUGCUGCCGUCCUUGGAGCCCAUGGACCCGCAGAUACUGGAGUGAAGGAAGAGCUGGUAAGGAGAAUAUGUCAGGGAAGUGGAAGAUGAGCAAAGAGGAAGAAGAGGUACCUUAAGGUGAAUGGUCUCAAUUUUCUCAAUAAAGAGAUGAAGUACCGUUUUCAGUUGAGAAGUGGAAGGCUGGAAGAGAGAAGAGAAAGUCAGAAACAGCCAUUGUGGAGAGAGGACAAAGCAAAAAGCACAGCAAGAAUCAGAGGAUUGCCUUGCUAUGGCGCUGCUGGGGACACCGCUGGGAGCCUAGCCUUGGAGCUGUCCAGAGAGGAGCCCGCUUACCAUGAAGGAGCCAGAAUGCCGGAAUCUCAGAAGGGGACAAUGGCUCUGCUACAGACUGCAGAGGGACUCGAGCCUCAGGGUCUAGGCCCACUGUGGGCAGCCAUGAGCUAAAGCCCUGCAUCCCCCAAGUCUCCCUGGACUCUCCGGUCCUUUCUAGCUCUGAAGUGGCCGCGGCUGCGGGGGACAGAUGGCCCGGCUGGAAGCGGCCCCUGGCCUGCCCCUGCCCGGGAGUGUGGCGGGGGCCCCAGACGUGCUGGAGGAGUACGUGGAGCUUUGGUGGUCGCAGGAGCCCCGGCGAGCGGCCCUGUGCUUCUCUGUGGCCGUGGGGCUGGUGGCCGGUUGCGGGGCGGGCGGCGUGGCCCUGCUCUACUCCACCAGCAGCCGCUCUGGCGAGUGGCGGCUGGCCAUGGGCACCGUGCUCUGCCUGCUGGCCCUGAUGGUGCUGGUGAAGCAGCUCCUGGGCUCGGCCGUGCAGGACAUGAACUGCAUCCGGCAGCCCCAGCACGUGGCCCUGCUGCGCAGCGGGGGAGGAGCAGACAGCCUCGUGGUGCUGGUCAGCGGCCUGGUGCUACUGGUCAGCGGCCUUGUGCUGGUCAGCCUGGCGGCCUUCCCCGUCGCCGGCCCCGGCCCCAGCCCCAGCCCAGCCCGGCCCCUGGCCACCAUGCUGACUGCAGGCAUCAUCCUGGGUGUUGUGGGGGCCCUCCUGCUGCUGGGAGUGCUGCUGUACCAGGCGGGCAUCGGAGGCCGCUGUCUCCUGCCCACCACAGGCGCGGGCUCGGGCCGGGGCCGGGGACUGAGGGGCAGCAGCAUCUUCAGCAUCUCCGGACGGUUGCCCACCACCCCCAGCGUUGCCAACCUCCUCUGACCGAGCCCUGGCAGCAGCCAAAACCCUUAUGACUUUCAUGGUGCCCUCUGGGUCCAACUAGCGGCCUCUGCCCUCCACACUUCCCCCCAGGCGAGCUGUGCCAAGAACCACCUUCCUAAGCAUAGUUCUGACCUUCAUCACUCCCCAAACUAGUGACUUCCUGUUACCCUCAAGAUCAAACAUAAAAUCCCUUCAUAACCAUUCUUCUUCUUAUCCUUCCAGUCUCCUGAAGCCUUAUUUUCUUACACACAUCCUUUGCUCCAGGUACACUGGCCUCCUUGCUAUGACUUAACUACAACAUUCUCAUCUCUUUACUUCCAUGGUUCUCACUGUCUCCCAUGCCUGAAAUGCUCAUCCUCUUCGUCUCCAUCUCCUGGUUUCCGUCAACUCCCAAAUAAAAUCCUGCCUUCCACAAUACUAGAAUCUUUCUCCUGUGGAUGACCAGCAAUUUAUCCUAUCUGUAGCUCCUUUGCACAGUUGUUUGUGUUUUGUCUCUUCCUUUAGACUGUAAGCUCCUUGAGGGCAGGGACUGUUUUGUUGUUUUGUAUCCCCCUGUUCUUAGAAUAUAACCGAUAUUUAAUAAAUGCAAGUUUUAACUGAC
Sarcophilus harrisii (Tasmanian devil) is the source of this 1963-nucleotide messenger RNA. RefSeq names its product transmembrane protein 125 (gene TMEM125). The transcript has 4 exons. The record is from RefSeq and is a predicted model, not a curated record. NCBI's taxonomy places the organism in Eukaryota, Metazoa, Chordata, Mammalia, Dasyuromorphia, Dasyuridae. The coding region runs from base 685 to 1362 and encodes 225 amino acids.